UUUACUGUGAGGCGCAGGAACCGUGCGUCCGUCUCACUGAGGAAGGACAGGAAGAAACUUAACACAGAACUACAUUCACCUUUUUCUUUGUGCUUUGGUUUUCCUCUGAAGUAUCCUGUCUCGUUUCAAUCUAGAAUCAAGUUGGACAAAGUAUUGUGUGUGGAAAUAUUAGUACUUUUCUUCACUAAACUCUAUGACUGAGAUACUUUACAGUUACAGGUCCUCACUUCAUGCCAGUGUGGGGAAGUGAAAAACACGUAUCUACAGUAGGAGCCAACGUGGAAACCCGUUCAAGUGAGAUCUGAAGCGCCAGUGGAAGAAUUCGAGCGAACGUUGGAUAUAGCGUCAGAGCAAGCUUCAGACGGAGCCUGCGGCCAUUGUAGAGGAACACAGUUCAGCACUUGACAUGUCGCUCAGCAGCCAGACUUUCCCCGACUCCAGAAGCAGCAACAUCAUCUCCAGCUCGGCGUCUCAGUAUGCUACUGGAUCGCUAGGCGUGGGGCUGCUUGGGCUGGGCAUCGUGAUGAUCCUGUGGAGCUUGGCGCCUGUAGGCAUAGGAGUAAACCACUCACAAGGUGUAGUGGAGGAAGUUAGAGACACGUCGUCAGUGGGCUUUGUGCUGCUGGGAAUAGGAGUGUCCAUGCUGCUGCUUUCACUGUUCCUCAGCAUACAGAACAAAUACCGAGCAAUGAGACAGGCAAACAGCAGUGCUAACACAGAGCAAGGCCAGCAAGUGGAGCGGCAAUCAGACGAAGCCGAGCAGUACACGGUACCCAGUUAUGAGGAAGUGGUUGGGAAUGCUCAGUACCCCAUCAGUCAGUUCUCUCCACGGCAUAACAGCACCACCCAGCUACCAGCCUACGAUGAACUGAUGGAGGUAGAGGGCUAUGCUCUACCUGCGUACAAGAACGGAGAAGACAAUUUGAACUCGACGCACAUUCUCCCUCAUAGUACCGAUCGCUCUGACCAUAAAGUGCUUUCAGUAAUAACCGGGAGAAACAGCUUGAGCAGCUUGCCACAGGUUAUUGUUUCCAGCAACGAACCCCUCACUCCUCCACCAGGGUAUGAAGUAAAUCCCCUAGAACGUUUACCAGCAGCACAAUGAACACGGAAGCUCUAACUCUUGUAACAGGAAGUGUGUGCUGGUCAUUAAAAAUGCACAAGGAAGAAUCACACUAUGAUGUAAUUGUUAGGGGUGGUUCUGAGCUGGAGCUUACAGCAGAGAGACAGAUUUGAAACAGAAACAUGGGGAUAGUUUGGAAGUGUAAUUACCACACUCAGGUGACAUGAGCCAACGUGCUCUGAAUCAGUCUUUUUAAUAUUUGUGUUAAUAUAAAAGGCGUUUUUUCUCUAACCAGCUUUUUGGUCUUUGCCUCAAGAAACUUAUCAGUGUCAGUUUUCAGCUUGAUUUUGUAUUCCGUCUUUCAUAUCCAUCUAGAAAGAACAUUUCAACUGGACGUGUUAAAUUAAUGAUGAAACGGUAUUUCACUUCAAAAAUAAUGAAUCUAGCAUCAUGAAUUAUGUCACAUGUUUGGUAAUGUUCAGACGAAUUUGCUGCCACAGAGCACCGUCUUGUUAAAGUUCAAUACCACACACAGAUGGAGCAUAACAUAACAGCCAGACACUAACAUGAAAGAGUUAAAUAGUGAGUUUAGCUAGCACUUUCCAGUUUGUGUUAGCGUUGAUGUUCAUCUGGGCUCUGUGUUUGUACCCUUUAUUGAGUGUGAGACUAGCCCUUGUUACCAUAGUGACAAGCAGUGAAGUCAUGAAUGGGUAAGUGUAUUUGUGCGUCUCCUUAGGAGAAGAGACAGGGGAAACUCUUUCACUCUGCAGCUGCAUGUAAUAUCAUACACACUCGCCUUUGCUUUUUGACAGUUACUAAUGUGUACACACGUUUGUCUUAAAACCUUUGUAAGGACCCUCUACUAACAUAAGUAUUAAUGCAUCUAAUUAAUAAUGUGCAUACACCUAAACUAAACAAAAAGGAAAUAUUUUGUCUCUGGAUAAUUUUAUUUCUUUUAUUUUUUAUUUAUUUAUUUAUUUAUUUAAAAAAAUCAGUUUAUUCGACCAACCAAAAGUUAUCACAAUGUAAAACAUUUCAGAUAUCCCCAUAUACACAACAUCCCCCCCCCCCCACACACACACACACAUACACAUUAGAGAAAGAAAAUUUUUCUAUUCCUAGUCAUUAUUUAUAGAUCUUUAUCUUGCAUUCUUUUAUUCCGACCUUCCCCAACACACACACACAAACACUGUAAGGGUAAUUAAAGCUUGCUCAAGCCCAUUUGCAGUCUGCAAUACCAUUACCAUAUCAGAGGAAAAGUAGAAAUGACUUUAUACACAGAACAUUCCAGCAUCUAAACAAUGCAUUCCUGAUGCAAACAAGCAAACAUCUCAGUUUAACUCUUUUCUAAUAUAUUGUAUAUAUGGUUUUUAAAGGAUUUUAAGAUCAUUUCAUUUUUUUGCUCCCUAUAUUUUUUUUAUUUUGUCUGCAUUACAUACUUUUGUAAUACUGUAUUUAAGAGGAGUCUCACUCAUAUUUCUGUACUAAGUAUUUUGUUCAUGAUCACUCCCGUUAUUACAAGUGUAACAUGUUCCUAAGUGAUUAUAUUACAGCCAGUUUCUGAGAAGUGACUAGCUUUUCUUUUUUGUUUACAAUUGAAUCUUUUCAGAAAAUAAAUGUGGAGUGUGGCGUGAGGAUUUGUUGAUAUGCUGUUUUAUUCCCGUGCAGUUUUGCCAACAGGCUUUGAGAUGUAAUAUUAUUGAGACAAAACAUCCAGCAAUAUAAAUGUACACUGUUACCAUCUAGUGGUGUCAGUGCAGCAAGUAUUUCUGAACAACCGACAAGCCACAGCUCAUGCAAUGCACUUUCUUUCAUGCACAUGUAAUUAUGUAAUUUGCUGUCAUAUUAUUUGAAAAUACAUUUUGUAAUUCUUAUUUAUUGAUUAUGGCUGAUUUACUUUCCAUUUUGCUCACACACACCUUAGUUUACAAACUUUAGGUCUAGCAUUUUUGCAACUAAAUUAAAUUAAAGCAAUUAAGCAAUUAAAAUUAAGCAAUUUGAUUUCUGUAAUAUUUGGUGACAGUGUCAUUAUUUCUGUACAGAGGAAAAACUCUCGGCCGUUCUUGUUCGCACCUCAUUCACUGUAAACAAAAUUGGUGGACGGAGUUGUGUUGAUCAUUUUGUACUGAAUGCUGAAGACACUUUGAGGUUGAAUUUUGACACUACUAAACAGUAUAAUGUUUUCAGAAGUGUGUGUAAAAUGUAAUAAUAAUAACAACCAAUCAGAGCAUUUGGCUUAAAAGUUAACUAAUAUCUACAGUAUAUAUGACAACAAAAUAAACCUACAUUUUAGUUAAUAAAGUACUUUUAUAAAACAA
Messenger RNA from Tachysurus vachellii, 3381 nucleotides. RefSeq names its product transmembrane protein 51a (gene tmem51a). The record is from RefSeq and is a predicted model, not a curated record. The transcript is spliced from 3 exons. NCBI's taxonomy places the organism in Eukaryota, Metazoa, Chordata, Actinopteri, Siluriformes, Bagridae. Bases 407 to 1105 code for a protein of 232 amino acids.